AUGGGAAUAACAUGGGUGAGCGUGGGAAGUGAAUUGGCACCUUCCGUGCAGCCGACCCAAAGGAGGGACGAGAGAGAAGCUUACCAAGUCGUGAGUGCCUCCCUUUUGAACGGAGACUUCUGGAGCCCCACAAAGGGCAUGGACUCAGAGAAUCAUCCAGAAGUGUUGAACUUUCUAAUACAACUGGAAAGCAAAGAGCUGAUCAUAAAUCUGGAAAGAAAUGAAGGUCUCAUUGCCAGCGGCUUCACGGAAACCCAUUAUCUGCAGGAUGGCACCGAUGUCUCCCUCACUCGAAAUUACACGGGUCACUGUUACUACCACGGACAUGUGCAUGGUUAUCCUGGAUCGACGGUCAGCCUCAGCACUUGUUCUGGUCUCAGGGGACUUAUUAUGUUUGAAAAUAAAACCUAUAUCUUAGAACCGAUGAAAAAUACAACCAAUAGAUACAAGCUCUACCCAGCGGAGAGUCUGAAGAGCAUCCUGGGAUCUUGUGGAUCACAUUGGAACACCUCGGGCCUCACUGCGGAUAACUUGCUCCAGCCACCCUCCCAGAUGCGGGCAAACAGGUAUAAAAGAGAGACCCUCAAGAUGACCAAGUACGUAGAGCUGGUCAUUGUGGCAGACAACCGAGAGUUUCAGAGGCAAAGAAAAGAUCUGGAAAAAGUCAAGCAGCGACUAAUAGAGAUCGCUAAUCACGUUGACAAGUUUUACAGGGCGCUCAACAUCCGCAUCGUCCUGGUGGGCGUGGAAGUGUGGAAUGACAUCGACAAGUGCUCCAUAAGUCAGGACCCAUUCACAAGCCUCCAUGAGUUUCUGGACUGGAGAAAGAUGAAGCUUCUACCUCGAAAAUCCCACGACAAUGCCCAGCUUAUCAGCGGGGUGUAUUUCCAAGGGACCACCAUCGGCAUGGCGCCCAUCAUGAGCAUGUGUACCGCGGAGCAGUCCGGCGGAGUCGUCAUGGAUCAUUCAGACAGCCCCCUUGGCGCGGCCGUGACCCUGGCCCACGAGCUGGGCCACAAUUUCGGGAUGAACCAUGACACGCUGGAGAGGGGCUGUAACUGCAGAAUGACUGCUGAGAGAGGCGGCUGCAUCAUGAACCCUUCGACUGGGUACCCAUUCCCCAUGGUGUUCAGCAGCUGCAGCAGGAGGGACCUGGAGGCCAGCCUGGAGAAAGGAAUGGGCAUGUGCUUGUUUAACCUGCCGGAAGUCAAGCAGUCCUUUGGGGGCCAGAAGUGUGGCAAUGGAUAUGUGGAAGAGGGAGAGGAGUGUGACUGUGGGGAACCCGAGGAAUGUACGAAUCGCUGCUGCAAUGCCAGUACCUGCACCCUGAAGCCAGACGCCGUGUGUGCACAUGGGUUGUGCUGCCAGGACUGCCAGCCGAAGCCUGCGGGAACGGCAUGCAGGGAUUCCAGCAACGCCUGCGACCUCCCUGAGUUCUGCACGGGGGCCAGUCCUCACUGCCCAGCCAACGUCUACCUGCACGACGGCCACCAGUGCCAGGGGGUGGACGGCUACUGCUACAACGGUGUCUGCCAGACCCACGAGCAGCAGUGUGUCACGCUCUGGGGACCAGGUGCUAAACCUGCCCCCGGGAUCUGCUUUGAGAGAGUCAACUCUGCAGGCGACCCCUAUGGCAACUGCGGCAAGGAUUCCAAAAUCACCUUUGCCAAGUGCGCGAUGAGGGAUGCUAAGUGUGGAAAAAUCCAGUGCCAAGGAGGUGCCAGCCGACCCGUCAUUGGUACCAAUGCCGUUUCCAUAGAGACCAAUAUCCCACUGCAGGAAGGAGGCCGGAUUCUGUGCCGCGGGACUCACGUGUACUUGGGAGAUGACAUGCCCGACCCAGGGCUUGUGCUUGCCGGCACAAAAUGUGCAGAUGGAAAAAUCUGCCUCAACCGCCAAUGUCAAAAUAUCAGUGUCUUUGGUGUCCACGACUGUGCAGCCCAGUGCCACGGCAGAGGGGUAUGCAACAACAGGAAGAACUGCCACUGCGAGGCCCACUGGGCUCCCCCGUUCUGUGACAAGUUCGGCUUCGGAGGAAGCAUGGACAGCGGCCCCGUCCGACAAGCAGAUAAGCAAAGCCUCACUAUAGGACUCCUGGUGGCCACCCUGUGUCUUCUUGCCGCGGGCUUUGUGGUGUAUCUCAAAAGGAAGACCUUGAUACGGCUGCUGUUUACAAAUAAAAAAAACACUAUUGAGAAACUCAGGUGUGUGCGCGCUUCCCGGCCCUGCAGCGGCCCCCAGCCUACGCGGGCUCACCUCACCCACCUGAGCAAAGGCCUGAUGAGGAUGCCACCACCUUCCAGCACACCUAAGGUGAGUGUUAAACAGGCAUGGGGACAUGACACCAGUCCGCACGCACAGGCUUUUCGGUGCAAGCUUGAGGAGGAUUAA
Trichechus manatus latirostris (Florida manatee) is the source of this 2391-nucleotide messenger RNA. RefSeq names its product ADAM metallopeptidase domain 12 (gene ADAM12). The record is from RefSeq and is a predicted model, not a curated record. Gene Ontology annotation, biological process: proteolysis. The transcript is spliced from 20 exons. Bases 1 to 2391 code for a protein of 796 amino acids. Gene Ontology annotation, molecular function: metalloendopeptidase activity. NCBI's taxonomy places the organism in Eukaryota, Metazoa, Chordata, Mammalia, Sirenia, Trichechidae.